AUGGAGCGGACGGCGGUGUACUACGAUUGUGGACUUAAUUCGGAUACGGAAACGUUGAACAGUUUGUUCAAACAGGCUUUUGAAGAGGCUUUCAAGUCAACCCUGCUGACUUAUGCGCUUCUUUUGCGUCCCUCUGAGCUUGGAUCUCCCAUCAAUCUCGCUCAAUUGGGGAUCCGUGCCGAAUCGUGGAUUGCGAAACAUUGUACAUCACCACUUUAUGUCACAUUGCCAUCCGGUCUGAGAGAACCCGGUGCUUCUCACGCAUUCCCAGGCAAGCCAGAUCCGGUAUUUGGUGUGUCGUUCUCUCCAGAUCGUGCUCUAGCAGUGCUACGCGGUCUAGACCUGGUACAUGGACCAGCCGAGAAUCCACAGGCUCGUCCAAUUGCCCAUGCAGCCACGGUUUUGCGUGAAGAUUCUCAGCUGAAUACAUCAGGGCUUUAUCGUCUCUGGUUUUCGGAUCCGCUGACAGACGAAGAGCUGAGAUUGAAUCCUUCGAACGAGUUCCCGUGA
Molecule: messenger RNA, 510 nt
Organism: Echinostoma caproni
Lineage: Eukaryota; Metazoa; Platyhelminthes; Trematoda; Plagiorchiida; Echinostomatidae
Source: the annotation of a GenBank genome assembly